CUCGAUCCGCGAGCACGGGCCGCGCGCCUAGGGCUUCGCAGCAGAGCGCCGAGCAGUCGAUCGCGUCCCUGCGGCAGCCCACGCCGCCGCCGCUCGGGGCUCCAUCUUCCUGUGCGGAGGCCCCUGACCCGCCAUGGAGCGUGCGUUCACCCCGCUGGAGCCCCUGCUGCCCGCUGGAAAUUUGAAGUACUGCCUUGUGAUUCUUAAUCAGCCUCUGGACCAGUGUUAUCGUCAUCUUUGGAACAAAGCUCUUUUGAGAGCCUGUGCUGAUGGAGGUGCCAACCGCUUAUAUGAUAUCACCGAAGGAGAGAGAGAAAGCUUCUUGCCUGAAUUCAUCAGUGGGGACUUUGAUUCUAUUAGGCCUGAAGUCAGAGAGUACUACAGUGUUCAGGGAUGUGAACUUAUUGCAACUCCUGAUCAGGACUACACUGACUUUACCAAGUGCCUGCAAGUGCUUCAGAAAAAAAUAAAAGAAAGAGGCCUACAGGUUGAUGUCAUUGUGACGCUGGGGGGCCUUGCUGGGCGUUUUGACCAGAUUAUGGCAUCUGUGAAUACCCUGCACCAAGCCGUUCACAUCAUUCCCGUGCCAACUAUAAUAAUACAAGAGGAAUCGCUCAUCUACCUCCUCCAACCAGGAAAGCACAAACUGCACGUAGACACUGGAUUGGAAGGAGAUUGGUGUGGCCUGGUUCCUGUUGGACAGCCUUGCAGUCAGGUGACGACGACAGGCCUGAAGUGGAACCUCACAAAGGACAUGCUUGGUUUUGGAACCCUGAUCAGUACUUCUAACACCUAUGACGGGUCCAGUGUGGUGACUGUGGAAACGGACUGCCCGCUCCUCUGGACCAUGGCCAUCAAAAUCUGAGCCCCUACCGGCCUCCGUCAGCGUGCUUCCGCCAUACCUCGCCCGCCAAUAGUUUGCAUUCCUCCACAGGAAUAGCUCACUCGAGUUUUCAGGAAUCUAAACCCCCUCAUGGUUGGGGCUGGGGAGAUAGCUUAGUGGCACGAGCACUUGCUUGGCAAGCACAAGGUCCUGAGUUCAAUUCCUGGUACCACAAAAAAGAAAAGAGAAAUUAGCAAAACUCCCUCAUGGGAAGCCAUCAGUUUUAAAGCUGGUGGGAGACAGGGAUGUAGCUCAGUGGUAGAGAAUUCACUCCGCAUGCCUCAGGCCUUGGAUUUCAUCCACACAAUCACAAAAACAUUAAAUGAAAAGAUGUUAGAGUUUAGAUAGUCGAGGGAACACUAUCAGUGACAUAUCCCUUUCACAGAGAAGGAAAAUUGUAUGUCCUGACAGUAAAUAAGGUCUGGGGCGUUCAGUGAGAAAGCUAAUGUAGAUCAUCCCUUUAUAAAGUUCAGCCUUGUUUUAUUUGGUCAUAUGUUAGAAAAUUGUUUUCAAUUUCAAAUCAGAAAGAAACUCUUGUUGAGGCUCUUCUUGGAGUCUAGCACAUCCUUAAAUGCCUGGCACAAGGGCGCCCCUGCCUGUCUGCUCAUGUUAGAUUCCUCUGUAUAAUUUAUAUUACCUUUGAUCUAACAAAAAAAGAAAUCCUUCCAGACUGGUGUGUUAGAACUGCACCAUUUCAUUCUGCCUUAUUACUGUCUUUUGUGUUGUCUUUCAAAAAUAAGUCAAGAGUCAUUAAAGUAAUUAUUAUAUGUGAAUAGCAGUAGUUCCUUAUGCUGGGGGUGGAAGAGAAAUGAUGACUUAGGAGGCCCUACGAUAGUUAACCCCUAAGCUCAAAGGUAAGUGUGCUACACUCGAGUGGGAAUGGUCCUCAUCGUCACUGCAUCCUAGACUAAAAAAAUUGUGCAAAGGAAACGUGAACAUAAAAAAAUGAACUCGGGCUGAAAAAAAUAGUUUAGAGACUACAAGGUUUAUUCUAAUCAUCAGAAAAUGAGUCUGUCUGUGGGGAUAAAUGAAUACUGCAUACUGAGCCCAAGCCCAAAGCCUGUCUGCCAUGCUCCUGACUUCCCUGAACCCCUAGCCGAAAAUAGAAAGAGCUGGCAUCUGAGGCUCCUUCUGACGUUCACAUUCUCGGUCCUGACACUUAGUAGUUGUAAGGCAGAUAAUAUGCACUGUUACCAGCUUAGCCAGCAAACACAACCAAAUGUAGAGAAAUGUACUCAUGCUUCUUGUAUGAUGAGACCCUCCUGUCUUCUUCCUACCCUGUACGAUUGUACUUGACCAAAUCUUGGCAUACAACCACGAUAUAGGGAGAACCUGGCCAAUGUGUGUUACGUACCUACCAGGCCCACGUCAUUGUACAGAACGUGACCAAGUCGUUCCUUCUUGGUGCUGUAACGGUGCGUGGCUCAGGUUGUACAGGGAGACUGGAAAGGGAUCAGCUGAACUAGCGUACAGUUUUGAAUAGACGAUCAGCAGAAACGAGUUUUAAUUAUUUCAUGCAAAUAUGUGUGAGAUCAAAAUCCAGGUGGCAAAUAAAAAUAUUUACUCAUCAA
Molecule: messenger RNA, 2454 nt
Organism: Chinchilla lanigera (long-tailed chinchilla)
Lineage: Eukaryota; Metazoa; Chordata; Mammalia; Rodentia; Chinchillidae
Gene: Tpk1
Product: thiamin pyrophosphokinase 1
Exons: 9
Coding region: 134-865 (243 amino acids)
Biological process (GO): thiamine diphosphate biosynthetic process; thiamine metabolic process
Molecular function (GO): ATP binding; thiamine diphosphokinase activity; thiamine binding
Source: RefSeq, a predicted model, not a curated record